Torulaspora delbrueckii is the source of this 825-nucleotide messenger RNA. RefSeq lists its product as uncharacterized. Gene Ontology annotation, cellular component: membrane; endoplasmic reticulum. The coding region runs from base 1 to 825 and encodes 274 amino acids. The record is from RefSeq and is a predicted model, not a curated record. Gene Ontology annotation, biological process: endoplasmic reticulum tubular network organization; membrane organization. The transcript has a single exon. NCBI's taxonomy places the organism in Eukaryota, Fungi, Ascomycota, Saccharomycetes, Saccharomycetales, Saccharomycetaceae.
AUGCCUCAGAAGAUUAAGAUUAUUCAGAAAAAGUCUACUGAGAAGCAUUUAAGUCCCCUGCAAAUACAAAAAUAUGUGUGGUUGGCAGGUCAUGCUAUGACACUAGCGUUGGGACUACUGUUUUCGGUCACUUACCUUUUACAAUGUCUAAUUUUCUUCAAGUAUCGUUCUUGGAAAUGGCUGUUCCUAAGAAUGAAUAGGUCUUAUAGUUUUUUCAGUGGUCAUAGAUGGUACCAUGCCAUAUUGAGAUGGACACCCGCUUUGUUAUACCGAUUGGCACUCAUCGGUACUUUCAUGUCACUUGGGGUCACCAGUUAUCAGAACUCUCGUGGUCUACAUCCUCAAUGGUUUGAAAUGUUAAGUGCAGAGAAUUUCCAAUAUUUGUUGAUCUCUGUGUUUUGGUUCUUCACAGGAGCAUCUGUCUUUAAAAUAGCACCUUUGAUGCUCUUAAGUUACAUGCAUUUGACAAAUUGGAAGCAAGAAAUUGAUGGAAUGAAGGAUGAGGAUGAGGUUACCAAGAAGUAUGCACCUGUGUUGAAUAUUCUUGCAAUUUCCGAAAUGCUGGUAGCUGUGUCAUUAGCCCUGGAUGCCAUACUACUCAAAAGUAGUUCUUCCGGAGUUGUUCUGGUAGUGUACCUCGGAAUCUACUGGUUAAGAAUCAAUUUCUCACCAUACGUUCAAAUCACAAUGUUAAGACUCUUAUCCAAAUUGGAUAAGAAAGUACCACCAAAAUACCACGAUCAGUGGGAAAUUAUUAAGAAAUUCAUCUACAGCAAGAUUCAAGAUCACGAAAAGAGAAAAACCGCGAUCAAGAAGACUGCUUAA